GCAUGUCUCAAAUAUCAGAAUUCUUAUAAUAUCAGAUUAAGCUAAGAGAGAACAAGUUGCCUUAUUAUCCAGAAGAAGAAAAGAAAAAUAAAGAAAAAGCAAAAAAAAAAAUAUAAAACCAUAAAAUUCCAAAAAACACAAAAGAUUCUGCCUAUAAAUUUUAUACAAAACCAUCAGUAUGAAUUUUACAUCAAUUAGGAAUUCCCAAACGAAAAAGAUGGAUAAAAUUGGAGAAUGGUUAAAUUUAAAUCUCUAUUUCAGUCCACGCCAAAAUAUGAUUAGUUUGUAUGAUAUAAUUAUCUUAAAAAU
This is a messenger RNA of Paramecium octaurelia, 309 nucleotides long. The record is from the annotation of a GenBank genome assembly. Lineage: Eukaryota; Ciliophora; Oligohymenophorea; Peniculida; Parameciidae.